AUGCUUGGCCCCACCAAACCCAGGCUUGAUGGAACACCAAAGGCCAAGAGACGGGCCAGAUUGGUACACAAGUCACCUCUCACCAUCCAGCCAAAGCACAAAUUUGACUUCAAGACGCUGGAUGCUCACUCGAGGAGACACGAUGUGCUGUUCGAGAGCCCACGGCGACCAGCUGAGCCUGCACCCAAGGAUGAGAUCAUGGCGGAUGUCGAAGAAAGUCCUAGCAAAGCUCGCCAGAAGCUGAUCGAGAUUGCCGGUGUCAAGACGGAGGAAGAUGCGGACAAGGCUCUCCGAGCGAUGGAGCGAACUGAUGCCGGUGCCUCGAGGACGAGAUGGUACUUCUUCAAAAGGGAUAUCAGCGGCCUAGAUGAACCUCCUUCGUUCCCGAAGAAGUUUGCCAAGGGUCCUUGGUCUUUUCUCGAGAAGGCUGGAACAAGAGACCGACACAUCAUGUCGGGAAUGCCGAAUAAUCUUGCCGUCAAUGUCAGGUUUCCGGACGAAUUAUAUCUCUGGAUCUUGGACAUGGUAACUGUUGAGAGAGUCGGUGUUCUUCGGGAGGAAUACAGCAAGAUCGUCACUGCCAACGGCAAACAGGUCAAGCGCCUGAUCACGCCUGAGCAGCUCGAAGAGUGCCUGAAAAGAUUGGGCGCAGCGGACCACAUCGGAGACGAGGUACUACGACCUGUACGAGAAAGUCGAGAUAUCUACGUCGACUACGAAUGGGAACCUCUCCAGUCGUUUUUGAAAUGGCUAACCUACGUGGCACAUCAUCUUAGCUACGCAACAGUUACGUAUGCUGUCAAGAUGCUCUUGCGCAUGGCAGCUGACAAGGUGGUCCUCGAGAAUGUGGACAUUCUCACGCGCCAUCAGGAUGCCUUGGCAGCUCUGGUCGAUACUGUCAGGGACAGUGCCUGGGACGAGUUUUGCGCCGAGAUCUGCUCGUCUCUGUAUCACGGAUUUAUCAAGACCUCACUACGGAUGUUACCGCUCAUCUGCAUGCCUGUCACUUCGCGGAAGCUCCAUGAGCUGCGUAGACGCCUAGCAGUUGCCUUCUUCCUCCGAGACGCUGCUCUGGCCAGCGAGCACCCCGAUGAUGUUAUCAGCCUUCGCCUCGUCAUUGCUCGGGUUAAAGACAGCGACUUCAAGAUCAACAACAAGACCGAAUAUGUGAACCUGAAGGCGCUGGUCCAACUCCUUGACAUGGCGGUGGACGACGGGGCCUUCGCGCAUGAUAACGAGGACUCGGAUUACGAAAAGGAGUUCAACAAUGACAUUGACGAUCUGGCGAAGCGUCUCAAGGCUAUCUGGCGAGGCAUCAAUGACACUGGAGCUGCGAACCUGGCCCGUACAGAGGCCAAGAGCGUGCUCGAGUGGGUUGGAGAGCGUCUGACAUACUCGGUCAGGACUAAACGCCCGCCGACACAGAGCAUUUUUGGAGACCAAGGCCCCUCGUCGGCCAGGAAGAGGCGCCAACAAGACUUCAUGCAAAGAUUCGUGCACUCUCGGAAGAACAAGCCAUCCGAGAUGGACAGCAACAUCGAGCCAGCUUCAAGCGAGGAUGAGACUUUCGUUACGGCAAUAGGUUAA
Messenger RNA from Colletotrichum phormii, 1587 nucleotides. RefSeq lists its product as uncharacterized. NCBI's taxonomy places the organism in Eukaryota, Fungi, Ascomycota, Sordariomycetes, Glomerellales, Glomerellaceae. The record is from RefSeq and is a predicted model, not a curated record. The transcript has 2 exons. Bases 1 to 1587 code for a protein of 528 amino acids.